Molecule: messenger RNA, 1644 nt
Organism: Glarea lozoyensis ATCC 20868
Lineage: Eukaryota; Fungi; Ascomycota; Leotiomycetes; Helotiales; Helotiaceae
Exons: 4
Coding region: 1-1644 (547 amino acids)
Source: RefSeq, a predicted model, not a curated record
AUGAAGAUCAAUAACCGAAUGUCCUAUCAGAAGACUGAAGGGUUUACACCAAUCCGACCAUCCACUAGAGCUGAAGCGGAGGAUCAUGGCUAUUUCCACUCUCGUAAGCCCAGCAGUGCAGGAAAUGGCAGUGCCACGAGCGAGUCAGAAGUGUCGCCUUUUGGCAUGUCGAAACCUCCGACGUUAAUGAGGAGACCACAGUACACAAAAGAACAACCCAAAUCCGAAGUUCCAGAGACAGAUACAGCAAUUGAGGCAGUAUCGCUUUCAAGUCGUCGAAAUUUGCAGCGCGAUCCAUCGUGGGCACCAACACCUUCCAAAUAUAUAGGCCGCGACCGCGACACCUCCGAAUCCAAUGGAUAUAGGGACAGCUUCGCAACACAUUCGCAAUCUGGUCUGGCUUCUGGUCAUCCUGCAGACCCGCCACGACCUGCAAAGGAGGGGAUGGAGUGGGUGUGGUUUCCGGAAGGAUACUGGGCAGAGCGCGAAAGAAAGGAAUUGUUCAUGAUGGAAGGCAAGCAGAAGACAAUCCAAAAGUGGUUCAACCGUAUCCCGGAAACAAGGUUCAUAAGCCCUUUCCAAGACCAGUCGCCGAAUGAUAGUCCAACGAAAACACUUAUACCUAGAAUCAAGAUUGGAAGCAUCAAUACCAGAAAGAGUUCGUCGAAGGCAAGCUCUCGAAGAUUGAGUGAGAGACAGAGUGAACCGGGUUUCAGCAGCUCUUUCGGCAGCAGAAUUAAGAAAAUAAGUACAAAUAGGCUCUCGACUUCAAGUCGUGGAGAGCAAGAGAAGUCGGGCUUGUACAGCAGGACCAAAAAGACUAUUGAAACGCGUUUGCUUGGAAAGCACCAAGAACGAUCUCAAGAAUCUAGCGAAGAGGAAAAGGGACCCGCGUCUCGUACGACAAUUCUCUUGCAGGGCACCACCCACCCACUCGAGGUCUUUGAACAGCAACAGAAAGACCGACAGAGGGUGGAAACCCGACUGUUGUCAAUUUAUCCACCUGCUUCUCCGGAUGGUCGCCGCCGUGGACUUGCUCCGUGGCAUCGUCGACAAUCACACGAGUCAAUGCUCUCGGUUUCAAGUUCGAUUUACAAGAUCCUCAUGGGGAAGUCACCUGCUGCUACCCCGGCAUCUCAUCAGUCGAGCGGAGGGAGUGGAGGGAGUGGAGGAAGCUCGAGAAAACCGGGCAAGGGCGCGGCAAAAUUCGAUCCUUCGGCACCAAACGCAAACACGUUUCUGCCAACGGAAGCGAGACGCAUCACCACUCCACCGAUGUCCGAAAGUGUACCAGCGAAAAGCCCUGCAGGGUUCUUUUUCGAUGCUACACCUAUGCUUAGUCCAGCUGUCGAUAGUUGUAACGGAGAUCAUAAUCCAAUGGAUGUCUCUUCUGGUACCUCAGUACGAUCUCGGACAGCGACGAGAAGGAGCCGCUUCAUGGGGCGCUGGUCUCGGUCGGCAUCAGGACAGAAGUCUACCGAUAGAUCCACGCUGGCAGCUAAUAAGUCGGAAUUCGAGCUCAACAUACCAGAGCAUCUUCCAAGCAGCCCUCUGUGCCCUCGAAAUCCUAAGCACAAGAGUGGUGGCAAGGGCGUUUGUGUAUAUCACGGUCGCGGAGCGGAGAAUACUGGGAGCCAGAAGUAG